UGUGACGGACGGAGCGCUGCCUGCAUCCCCCCCGGCUCACUGACACCGGAGCUCCAUCCGCUCCGCUCUACCUGCCGACCCCACCGUCUGCUUGUGUCCGCCUGUCACUGCCUGUACCUGGGUCAGACAUGGAAGGAGACGGCAGCCAAGCACCGUCAGGAAGCCCGGCUGAUCCGCAACACGACCCCGGGAAAAUGUUUAUCGGUGGCCUCAGCUGGCAAACUUCACCAGACAGCCUUAGAGAUUAUUUUAGUAAAUUCGGUGAAAUCAGAGAAUGUAUGGUGAUGAGAGACCCGACGACAAAGCGCUCCAGGGGUUUUGGCUUCAUCACGUUUGCGGACGCUGCCGGCGUCGAUAAAGUCUUAGCGCAGCCGCUCCACGAGCUAGACUCUAAAAGGAUUGACCCUAAAGUUGCUUUUCCUCGACGUGCUCAACCCAAGAUGGUCACAAGAACAAAGAAAAUAUUUGUCGGAGGAUUAUCGGCCAACACAGUAAUUGAAGAUGUGAAGCAGUAUUUUGAACAGUUUGGCAAGGUAGAAGAUGCCAUGUUAAUGUUUGACAAAACCACCAACCGACAUAGAGGUUUUGGCUUUGUAACAUUUGAAAUUGAGGAUGUGGUGGAGAAAGUCUGCGAGAUCCAUUUUCAUGAAAUCAAUAAUAAAAUGGUAGAAUGCAAAAAGGCCCAGCCUAAGGAAGUGAUGUUUCCACCGGGGACACGAGGUCGGGCCAGGGGUUUACCAUACACGAUGGAGGCCUUCAUGCUGGGCAUGGGUAUGCUAAGUUAUCCAAACAUUGUAGCUACAUAUGGCAGAGGCUACACUGGUUUUGCCCCAAGCUAUAGCUACCAGUUCCCAGGCUUCCCAGCCGCAGCGUAUGGACCAGUGACGGCCGCGACAGUAGCAGCAGUUCGUGGCUCAGGUAGGGGAACCCGUGGAAGAGGGGGAAGCUACAUGGCAUACGGACAGAACGCAGGGGCAGGAUUCCAUGAUUAUGGGUUAUAUUCUGCAUCCGGAGCCGGCGGUGACGUGCGAGGAGGCGCGUCUUACUCUCUGGCUGAUUACAGCUCCCUGGGGCCCCAGGCUGCUGCUCAAAUCCUGCCCAGUGGUCAUGCCAGCUCAGCGUGCAACUCUCCCACUUCCCUCCAGCACCACCUACACAGCCCGGAACCUUUUAAGAACCCAGGAAGCAACCCGGCUCGGCCUGGCGCAUUUCCUGGUGCCAACAGCCCUGGUCCUGUAGCUGACCUCUAUGGAACUGCCAGUCAGGACUCUGCCGUGGGCAACUAUAUCAGUGCCACCAGCCCUCAGCCAGGAUCUGGCUUCAGCCACAGCAUUGCUGGUCCACUGAUUGCGACGGCUUUUACGAAUGGAUAUCACUGAGCGCUCACAGGUGAUGUCAUCCUGCACUAACCACUACAGCAUCCAUGCAGUGAGCCCCGGUUGAAGUGGCACCAGAUGAAGAACAGCUCAGAGGCAGGAAAAAAAAAAAUCAAACAUGAUGACAUAAGAAGAAGAAGAAGAAGAAAUAAAAAAAAAGACAGUCUGUUGUACUGUAAGACUGACCUGCUGUUAAGAUUGAUCCUUCUGACCGUCCUGUCACUGCUCUGUAGAUAUUUACCACUUUAUUUUACUUUUCUUGUUGAAUUCUGAUCUUUUUGUACUUUCUAAGAAUAUACGUCUUUUAAACCUCAUGUAAAAAGGUGUAUGUGUGUGUGUGUGUGUGUGUGUGUGACUCACAUAAACCAGCGUGACUCACUAUUGACUUACUCUGUGAGUAGUGAGUCACACUGGUUUACGUCUUUCUAUGCCUCAGUAUGUUUUUUUUGUACCAGCAAACACAACGUGACUCACUGUAGUCAUAAUAGUUCGGUAUUCGUUCAUCAAAACAAAACACACGUAACACUUAACUUAGCACACUUAACAGUAACCUUGAACAGCUUUGGGUUUUUUUAGCAAUAUGGUUAGUAAAUGUACAUUUCUGGCAAUAAGUAGACGAAGAUAUUAUCACACGUCCAGUUUCAUGUUUGUUUUCUGGUGGGAAAAAAAAGACAACGCUGUCCUUUUGUUACUAUAUCAAUGCAUUAAUGGAAUGAUAUCAACUGUCCCGCCCUCCUACAGUAUGCACUGUAAUGCUUUUUCAACUGUAGCUAAUUUAAUACCAGCAGAGUUGUCUACAAUAAGAGCUCCACGAGUUGAUGUGCACACACGAAUGCUGACAGGGUUCCUCUUUAUUCUCUCGAGCUCGGUAGCAUUAAAGCACAUGCAAGACUUGUGGGCGUGUGAAAAUACGCGGUUGUGCCCUUUAAUUUCAUGAUUUGUUUGAUCUGGUCAAACAAGGGAUGGAUGUAUUGUGGAUAUCUUUGUGCUUGUUGACGACAUUUUCACGACAGGUCACAUUUCACCCAUUCACACACACACGACUGCACUUGAGCCGCAGUGUUGGUUAAAAACACUUUUCCCUGCUCGACCUGCAGAGCAACGGCCAUGAUAAACAAGGCUACGUUCAGAUUACCUUAACAAAAUGACUAAUUGAGAUUUUCUUGUUUUCCAAAGCUGUGUGGACACACAAAUCCAAUUUGUGAUGAUCGAUAUGAGGAUAUGUGACACGAGUGAGCUUGGUCAUAUCAGAAUCCUUGUGGCUUUUUUGCUUGUAUGCAAUGUUGGGGAACCACGGAUUGGUCGCAAGGUCUUGCUUAAUUCAGUAGUUGGCUUUUGGCGACUGGACUUGAGGGCGAGGCAGAUACAUUUUACACUUGACCCUCUCACAUGUAAAGCAAACGUAACUACAUGAAGUCUAAAGUCCUGGAAACAGCAAACAACCAUAGCAAUUCCAGUCGCCGACAGCCAGCUACUGAAGAAGACUAUGACCUGAAUGACUGAGAACCUCCACCAAUACAGUAUUUGCUGACUUAUUCCCUGCUUAUUUCUCUGCUGAACAUUUACAGUAUAAUAUACAGUUAUAGAAAUGGUAUGAUGUACAAAUGUGUUCUUUUCACUGGUUAAAAAAAGCCCCACACAAAUCUGACCGAUCCUUGCUUUUAUACUAGGUGGUCUCACAAAAUAUGAGGUUUUCUGAUGUGGCCACACGAAAGUCACAUGAUACCAGACACUUGUAGUUAGGGAUCUGAUCCAUGAUGAUGUGCAGACACCGUGUUAUGUGUUAUUACCUCAGUCCUGUGUGUUUGGUUCCACUGACCAUAACAGUCUACGUUAGAAGAAGCCUCACUUCCUGCACAUUAUUUUUGAAGUGGACUUUUUUUUUAUUUUUUUUUUAUGAACAGCUGAGUCUGGGUCAGUCCAACGCGAGCACGUAAGGAUAUUUGUUGUGGCGCUUUUAGUGAAAUAGUCUAAAACCACUGCAGACCACACACGGAACACAACAACAUGAAUGUCAUGUAAACAGGAACCUGCUAGAACUUCACUAAAGACUCAAACUUGCUCUCGAACGUUUGGAACGACUAGACUCGUACAAACUGAUAAAUGUAUAUGCUGUUUGUUUGUUUGUUGUUGUUUUCUUUCAUCCGUGCCCGAUGAAAACAUUUUGCAAAUUGCUUUUACAGACCGUCGUAAGCCCAUUACUGGACCGCCUCUGAAGCGGAGACUUCUAGUAAUAAUCGAAUAAUCAAAAGUUUGUAUGAUGUUAUUAAUGAAGAAAAGAAACGUCAGCGUUCCCCUGUAUGAAUUGCAUUUUUAUGAACAAUUUGUAUCAAUAUUUUUGUGGUUGUUGAAAAUUAUAUGUGCAAUAUCUAUAAAGCUAACAAUAAUAAUAAUAAUAAUUAUGUGUGCUGUACAUCCGCCCCCAUUCUCUCUCCAUUUCCUGUCAUGCUAUACGAUAGUCUUCAGUUACUGUUCAUGUAUUUGAGUAAUGUAGACAAAAAAGAAACUAUAGGAGUGCUGUCUUUGAUACCAAUGUAGUGAUCUUUACACCUAGUUACUCGUGAUGUAGUUACAAUUUUAGACUUCGACUCAUUAUCUAAAGUAGGACCAGUGAGCAUAGAAUCUUUUUUUUUUCCAUCUGGGAUUUCCUUAUUUUCUUUCUGUUGAUGUUCAUGAUGUUCCAUGCUGCUCUCAACCAAAGCUCUCCUAAAAACAUUUGAAAAAAAACAACCCCUGCUUUAAGUUGUUCUUGUAAACGAGGCAUUGCCACCCUUGAAUGUUAUGAAAGGGUCUCUGUGCCGUACUACCUUAAAUUGCUUUGUUGUAAUCGGAGAGACGUGAAAAGAGCGACGUUUGAUUUCUUUACUUUUAUUUAUAAUUCAUUAAUUAUAAUAAUUAUAAAUGGCAACAACCUGAACUCGGUCAGCUGCUAGUUUCUAUUCGACUUGUUUAAACAACUCACACUUUAAUAAUCAUGAAACCCAAAUUUAGCAAAGCACAGCAUCAUCGUGUCUUGAUUUAAAUUGUCAUAAGUGGUCACAUGGUCAAGGCCCGGCUACACAUGACCCGGUCGCACAACAGGAAAUAAAGCAUUUGCUUCCUGUGGCACGCAAGAAAUCCACGGUGUGUUUUUGUGUUGAGCUCACGCGUCAACACAGCUUCAACCCAAUCCAACAACAAAAGUGACACAGGUUUAUUUAUUCACACCUGAUAACCUGAUCACGAGCUGUUCACAUCUGAAUCAGGUGUGUUGGAGCAGGACAACACCUGAAACAUGCAGGGCGGUGGAGAGACCCUGAAAUUUGCCGUGAUAACUUUACGAUGUCAGUGACUGUAAUCCCAGCUCAAAACAAUGUAGAGCACAGGUGUCAAACUGGUGGCCCCGCCACUCAAUAUCAUGGCCCACUGAUAAGACAAUUAAAAUUAUCACAUUAUUAACGUUUAAUUACACAUAAUUACAGAUGUAUGCAUCGUUCUAUAUCAAAACAAGCACUUUUACUUAAAUAUUAUAAUGAAUAUCUUUCCUGCAAUAUCAUGGUGUUAUCAUUUGAAACUCACCUACUACUGAGCAGUUGCUAUAUUCCCAAUUUGUUUCCUUUAGACCGGCCCCCUCUUGACUAGACCUCCUAUGUUCACCUAGACCUCCUGUAUGUUGACACAGCUCCACUGCAGAACCUCGUUUUUGCAUCUGGUCCAAUUGUUCCGAGAAGGGUGGAGAGGCUUUUCAGGCUCGGCCUGCAAAUAAAAACCCUGGAAUAGCAAAUUAAAGUGUGAUCAGUGAGGCCAGUGCUCCAGUUUAACAUGUUUCCCUUAUCUCUGAGGACGCAUCGUAGUUAUUUAAUAACUCGCUAUAAUGCCACUUUAAGUUCUAUUCUAUUUCCGUACACGUUCAUUACUUCGGAUCGUUUCACGUCGCUCUCAUGCCUCACACUUUAGGGUAGCACGGUUCUACGGGAUAUUGCCGCUUUACUUCAACAGCUCACAGUUCACGAAUGUAAGAUGUUUUUUUUGUUGUUUUUUUUUACGUUCAUCGAGUUAAAAAGUUUGAGUUUGUCACUGGAUAAAUGUUGGCUCCAAAAAAGAAAAGUGAAAAAAAAAACACAAUAUAAUAUGACCUGUAAUGUAUUUGAAUAUUUAUUGUGAGUGUACUACUGUAUCCACCUAAACUUGAAUCCUGAGGCAAGUGCUGGACUAGUAAUGGACAACUGUACAUAUACUGUUACUGACCCGAUAAUUAGAUAUUUAAUUCACAGGCACAACAUUUCUAUUAGAAAGACACAUUACUAAAUGGUACUAACAGUACUACAAUGAUAAUAAUCGGUUUUGCAGUAUAGCACAUCUUGAACGUCUCAUGAUUUCAUGAGCGGUGCAGAGUCCUAAUAUCUCAACAUGUAGCAGUGGACGCUUGUCCUUCAUCUGGACAAUGCUGAUUGCCUUGCUCAUUCCUGCCACUUGCCUUUUUUUUUUCUAAUGUUAAUGGACAUUUUUAGGUUUUGAGCUGACUGAACAGACUGAAAGCAUCUUUCAGUACGGCUUGCUCAAUCCCUGUAAAAAAUAAUAAUAAUAAUAAUAAAAAAAAAAACAAUAGACAAAGGAAAAAAAAAGGGGAAAAGGGGGAAAAAGUGGAUAAGAGUUUCUCACAUCCAAGAUGUGGAAAAUAUAAUUUUAUACUUGUAUUUUAUAUUAAUGAUAAUAAAAGUUGUUUGUCAAUGGUUCCAUUCUCUACCGUGGUCCAGAAAUCAAUGUGUUUGUUUAAGAAUGAAAUAAAAUUGUUUUCAAAGA
Solea senegalensis (Senegalese sole) is the source of this 6158-nucleotide messenger RNA. It is a transcript of the gene msi2b, whose product is annotated as musashi RNA-binding protein 2b. Gene Ontology annotation, cellular component: cytoplasm. NCBI's taxonomy places the organism in Eukaryota, Metazoa, Chordata, Actinopteri, Pleuronectiformes, Soleidae. Gene Ontology annotation, molecular function: RNA binding. The transcript is spliced from 15 exons. The record is from RefSeq and is a predicted model, not a curated record. The coding region runs from base 129 to 1379 and encodes 416 amino acids.